Molecule: messenger RNA, 2066 nt
Organism: Armigeres subalbatus
Lineage: Eukaryota; Metazoa; Arthropoda; Insecta; Diptera; Culicidae
Gene: lolal
Product: longitudinals lacking protein-like
Exons: 4
Coding region: 387-767 (126 amino acids)
Biological process (GO): regulation of transcription by RNA polymerase II
Cellular component (GO): nucleus
Molecular function (GO): protein binding
Source: RefSeq, a predicted model, not a curated record
GUUGUUCUUUUCCGCUGUAAACUUUCUAAGUGGCUACUACUGAUGGAUGAUGGCUUGGCUCCAUCCAUAGGUUUCAACCUUCGAAUCUUUGACUAAGUGUUGGUGUUGAGCACAUCGUCUUUUGAUAGACAAACUUUCAUGCGAAUUAUCGCUGCAAAAGAAGGGUUACGUGGGAAACAGUUGUUUUUAAACAUUUUGACACUAAGCUUUAGGUUUUCUUUUAUUUUUGUUUUCCUUUGGUUUUCUUUCCUGGUCGCCAGCAGUUAGUGGGAGCCGGUUUCGAUCCUUCUCACAAGUACGUUUCGAACCACCAACAAAUUGUUGGCCGUAUUCUAGCGAAUCCAUCACCAAUUGAUUAAACUAGACCACAGAACGCUUCGGAAGCCAUGGCCGAUCAGCAACAGUACUUCCUCAAAUGGAAUGACUUUCAAACUAACAUGGUGACUUCGUUCCGGCACCUUCGGAACGAGAAGAGUUUCACAGAUGUAACACUGGCAUGCGAAGGGCAGACGUGCAAAGCGCACAAGAUGGUGCUAUCCGCUUGUAGUCCUUAUUUCAAGUCUCUGCUGGAGGAAAACCCUUCCAAACACCCUAUCAUCAUCCUGAAGGACGUGUCUUACAGCCACCUGCAGGCGAUCCUAGAGUUUAUGUACGCCGGCGAGGUCAACGUUUCCCAGGAACAACUGCCGACGUUUCUGAAAACCGCCGAUAGACUGAAAGUGAAGGGCCUCGCAGAGACCCCGACGAAUAUCAAGCGAGAGGGUUAAGCGAAGAUGAUGGCUACGGGGUGUGUUGUUGCGCUAGGCCGUAAUCUUUCGUUUUCGUUAUGUGCUACAACUGCUGUGCUCGCCUUAAAACAAAUUCGAUCGGUGAACCAAUUUCAAUUGGCAGUUAAUUGGCUCUAAACCAGACUCUCCAAUACUAGACCCAGCAGUGGACGGACAUUCGGAUCAUGGAAUUCCUAGAGCGAGAGCAACGAGCGAGCAGAGAAAAAUGUCGAAAGGUAAAUAUUUGCUUAACCAUUAUACCCAGAAACAUACGCAUAUGUUAAACGAAAGAUAGUGAGCGUGCGAACGUGCGUAUAGUAAGAAUAUUAAAGUUAAACUAUAAUUAUACAUGAAACACUAGCGGAAGUGAGGAACGAAGAACCAACAAUUCCGCGUCAAUUUUAGUUUCCACUACCGAUGAUAAAGGUAAAUUCCAAAAUAAUAAUGAACAUUGAAGACAAGAGCAGUUAUCUUCCUAUAAUUUUAUUCGGUUAUAUUUGAUUAAGGUGAGACGAUGCACUUUUUCAUUUCUUUGUGCAGUCGAAAUAUGGUUUAAUCAAGUACACUGGUCGUGCUUUGAUGGAAUGAAUAUUAAAGCAGAUAUUUUCUACUGUUUUUCUGAUUAGUGUUUGAAAGAAUAUGCGAUAAAUUAAUUGCAUACAAAAAUGCGAUGACAUAAAACAGUUUCAGCUUAUCUCUUCUAAGUUCGCUAAUCAGAAAAACCUAUCAGUAGAAGCCAAAUUUUCAGGACCAUUUGAGCCCUCUCAAUCUUCAAGUAAGUAAAGUUCCAGUUGUGCAGCUUUGAAAUCCAAAAUCACAAUUGGUACAUCAGUUUUAGUUGGAUCAGAUAUGCGUGUUUUCAGUGAGAGAGGAAAAAAUGUAAAUAUGAGAGAAUUGAUAAAUGGGGAAAUGUAUCAAUGCUAACUAAUUAGGAAAGGCGCACUUGAAAAAAUGCGAAAGUGCUGGCAAUUCAGAUAAACUUAUGACACGAGGAAGACCCACGCGGAAUAUAUACUAAAGAAUGGAUCAAUUUUAAAGUAGGAAAUAUAUAUUACUUACAAGUGCAUGAUUAUCUUCUUUAUUUUAUUUUUACAUAGGUUACCUUUCAUUUCUUAUGAAGUCACUUAAGUUUCACCGAUAAAAAAAUCAAAUCGAAUCAAUGUCCCUCAACUUCUUAUCGAGUAUAUAUUACGCAAUUUGGUUUAGACGUGUUUAAUGCUAUUACAUUAUAUUUUUUUGUUAGCACAAUUGUAUUUCACGAGACAGUAAAAUUUUGUAGGAAUUACAUUGAAAAAAAAA